AUGUCAGACAAUGUGUCGGUGAUCGACGCGAUAAAGCUGGUGGCCAAGGCCACCCGAGAAGACACCAACAAGGUAGUGGAUAUGGUCAAAGGUGCUCUGCAUCCAGAGCAGAUAGACGAUAUGCGGCUUAUGCUGUCAAGGGCCCGUGAAGGCCGGCUCGGCCGCUACGUCCUCUGCGGCUGCUCCUCUUUGGAGCGCGAUACUUCUCUGCGCCGACGUGCUUCGAAGGGGGCCAACAAGGCCACCGCUAAGUUUCAAGGGGUGCCGCCCAUCGGAGAGGGAGUACCCUCCGUUAUCUGCUACAACAGGCAGACGGUGUUCUCCACCGAUGCAGGGGUGGAGGCUAUGAUACCGAGGACGCGCCGCCUCCAUGACGCGCAGGUGUCGCUACAUCGUCAGCAGCAACAACUGGACGAACGCUAUCAGCGGGACUCCGAGAAGCUGGCGCAAGCUGUGGAGGAGGACCUGGUUAAUCGUUUCAGGUCCUCGCUACGGGUGGCGCCCGAUACAGCUGGAGAGGAAGCCAAAAGAGGUGGAGCUUCCUCUUCCACCGCUACAACAAUGGGGGGGGGCUACAAUGCCCCCUGCUGCUACUCGACCGCUAACAAGGACGCUUCGUCGCUCUCGCUUGGGGGGAGGGGUGACGGGCGGCUCUCCAAGAAGGUGCCCAAGCAUGUGGGCUACUUCUGCGUUGAUGAGCCGGGCAGAGCCGAUAUGAGCUAUCGCAACACGCCUGACUGCGAGAAGCUCCCAGGGGCGCUAA
Molecule: messenger RNA, 763 nt
Organism: Symbiodinium pilosum
Lineage: Eukaryota; Dinophyceae; Suessiales; Symbiodiniaceae
Source: the annotation of a GenBank genome assembly